Messenger RNA from Eleginops maclovinus (Patagonian blennie), 7169 nucleotides. It is a transcript of the gene maml3, whose product is annotated as mastermind-like transcriptional coactivator 3. Gene Ontology annotation, molecular function: transcription coactivator activity. NCBI's taxonomy places the organism in Eukaryota, Metazoa, Chordata, Actinopteri, Perciformes, Eleginopidae. The transcript is spliced from 6 exons. The record is from RefSeq and is a predicted model, not a curated record. Bases 689 to 4165 code for a protein of 1158 amino acids. Gene Ontology annotation, biological process: Notch signaling pathway; positive regulation of transcription of Notch receptor target. Gene Ontology annotation, cellular component: nucleoplasm; nuclear speck.
GUCUGGGCUACUCUAGUUGCCUCACAACCGGACUACCGAGGGCGCUUGUGCUCUUUCCCCCAACUAAGCAACAUCUUCACCGGGAUUUCUUUCAAACCAAAACCAUAUGAGAUGCAAGUUCACUGUGAAACUCCGGAGCCCGUUCGGUUCAGGCAGCAAAACUUUUUCUCAAAGGACAACACCGUAACACGGCGGUUGGACUGUUGCUGCUGCCGCUGCUCCGCGGGACAGUGUGUGUGUAUAUGACCGUAGAGUGCCUGCAAACCUUCAUACCUUUGCGGUAUUGUUGUUUUUUUCAGCGGAGUUGUUGUAAGCAGCGUGGCAGCAGCUUUAUUGUUCAGUUUGGGGCUUGCUCUCGGCUCACUCCGGCUGGUGUUAUUUGUGUUUUCGGGAGCGGUUUGUUUGGAAACAGUGUCGAGGAGGGAAGAAGAGACGGUCAUUCUCCUAAACAUAUGACUGCAAGGCUUGAAGCCCUUUAAACCUUCCCGGUUGGUGCUCGCUUCUGCGGCUCUUGUCGGUCGCACCUUCCGUCCGCUGUCCGGCUGCUUGGGACCCUUCACAGGGAAGGACAUAGAGGGACACUCGGUAGUGGAGGUGGAGGAGGAGGUGUCCGGAGGAGGAGGAGGUGGCGGUGGUGACUUGACGGGGAGAAAAAGUUCUUCCAAAAUAGCAGCCAUUCGGCCUUGUGAUGGGGGACUUCGCCUCCCCCCCUGCCGGACCCAACGGCAGUAUCUGCAUCAACAACAGCAUGAACCCGGGCGCCGGGAACGUGGGGCCCGCCGGAGCGGUGGGCAUACCUAAGCACAGUACGGUGGUGGAGAGGCUGAGGCAGCGGAUAGAGGGCUGCCGGAGACACCACGUUACCUGCGAGAGCAGGUACCAGCAAGCGCACGCCGAGCAGCUGGAGAUAGAGAGGAGGGACACGGUCAGCCUGUACCAGCGGACUCUGGAGCAAAGGGCCAAGAAGUCGGCCGGCGGCAGCAGCAAGCAACCGCAGAGCAAGCAGCAGGACCAGGAAUCUGCCUCCACCACGGAACAGAGGAAUAACACGCUCAUAGCGCUCCAGGAGACUGUAAAGAGGAAACUGGACAGCGCACGAUCUCCGCUCAAUGGAGAACAGAACGGUAUUUGUGAUGGAGGCAGCUACUCGCCGACUACCAAACGGGUACGGAAGGAGGGCCCCAGCAGUUUGGACUCACUAACGGGUCUCUCCAACAAUAACGUACCACCCAUCUCUCCACUGCAUCACCAAAUGGACAUUAAGCCCUUACUUGGCGGGCCAAACACUUCCACCGGAAACAACACUACAAACAGCAACGGCAACCACAUAGGCCAGGGGUCAGAUGAUCUUGGAAAGAAUGGUGGAAGCCAUCUCUCGGACAUGAAGCUGAACGGCUCGUUGGACCUUGAGGACAGCUUCGGCCUCCUCAAAGACUUAAAACAGGAGCCACUGGACGACGGAGGUGGGAUGGAGUCCUCUGAUCCCCAAUCUCUUUCCAAUCAGAACAAACUGUUCUCCGACAUCAACCUCAAUGACCAAGAGUGGCAGGAGCUGAUCGACGAGCUGGCCAACACUGUCCCGGAGGACGAUAUGCACGACCUCUUCAAUGAGGACUUUGAGGUUAAGAAGGAGGCGGAGUUCGGCAGGCCGGCAAACAAUCAUACACCAGGCCCACAAGAAGCAGCUGGGAACACGACGGCGCCGCCAGCAGCCGCCCUGCCUCCCCCUCCGCAGCCUCCACAGGGAGGCCCCCAGGUUCCCAUGGGCUCUCCACAGGUCCGACCGUCGUCGUCUGGCCCACAGUUUGCCACCACUGCCAAUGGAACUCCUCCUCAGCAACCUUUGCAGCAGUCUCCAGCCGUUGCCAUGGCAUCAGGUUCCCCAUUGCACAACUGCGUGGCUCGCUCCCCUCAGACCCCAACCCAGGCUCAGACGCAAGCAGUCUCUAGGCCAGGGAAUGCAUACAUGAUGAACCCAGGCCCGGGGGUCAGUCAAGCGGGCACGGGACCUGGAGCGGCCGGAGUUGCACCUGGAGGCCAGCCUGUAGGGCCAGUGACGCCAGAACUUUCUCCAGCAGAGCAGCUAAAAGCAAUGGCCCAGCAGCGUGCUAAACUGCUGCAGCAGAAGCAGCAACAAGCAGCUAACUGGUCCCCUGCAGGAGCUCCAACCAGUCCCUAUAACUCUGGUCCCUUUAACCAAGACAAACCCAACAGCCCCAUGAUGUACCCACCGCAAGCCUUUAACGCUCCACAGGGCCCUCUAGUGGCUGGGAUGACCCCGAACAAUGGGCCCAAAGCCCCUAUGAACAACUACCUCCCUCACAACCACAUGGGCAUGAUGGGCCAGCAACAGCCAAACAGCAUCAACCAGAACACCAUGACCAAACAGCAGCAGCAGCAGCACACGGCAGCCAUGUUGUCAUACAACAACACCAAACCGCUGAGUCACUUCAGUGGCAGCGGGGUCGAUCACAUGGGCCAGAGGAUGACUCCCCCCAUGGGAGGGAACAAUCAGGUCAAGAACCCCAUGAUGCCUCCCUACAUGGGCGGCGGGGGAGGCGGUGGCCAGGGUGCGGGGCCGGGGCAGACCCAGGGGCCAAUCCCGGGACAGACGGCCCACCUGAGUGAGGAGCAGAAGAGGAUGCUGCUGAUGAAGCAGAAAGGGUUGAACCAGAACAUGCCCUACAGCGCCAUGCAGCCUCAUGGACAGGAACAAGGUGUGGUGGGAAUGUCACGACCGCCGGGCGCCAUCCCGCCUCCUCACCCUGCUGGGGGCGUGGCUUCUGGGGUGGGGCCCAACCAGGGGUCGGGGCCUCCUCCGAGCUACGUGGGCAACCAGCAGCAGGCGGCCAUGAUGAAACAGAUGAUGGCAAUGGAGCAGGAGAAGAGGGUCCAGAUGCACAUGAUGGAGCAGCAGAAGCAGCAGCUCUUCAGGGAGCAGAGGCAGCAGCAGCAGCAGCAACUACUGGCCGAGCAGCUCCAACAGCAGCAGCAGCAUCUCCCCAGACAGAUGGGCCAAGGCCAGAGGAAUCCAUACCCCCAAGUCAAUCAGUACCAAGGUCCUCCUCAGGAUCUGGCCUCAAGAAGCCAGGCUCUCCAGAACAUCCGGGCCGCCCGUCUCCUACAGCAGCAGCAGCAGCAGAACCAGCAGCAGUUGGUCCAGAUGGGUUCUGUCCAGGGUCAGGGGGGCUCCGUGGGACCCCAGACUGACAUGGGUCUACCCUACGGCAACCAGGGGUCCAGCCAGGGUUCCUUGUAUGGGCUCAACCCCUCCAUGAGCCAAAUGAUCCACCAGCAGCAGCACCAGAGCCAAAGUGUCCAAGCCUCCAUGGGUCUUCCACCGCAGCACAACCCCGCCGGAGGGCCACCCCGGCAGGCAGGUGCGGGUCCCGGGGUCGGAGGGAUGCCAGGAGGUCCUGGAGGUGGUGGAGCCGGAGGGUACGGAGGCCAGGGGAUGUUAAUGAACUCGAUGACACAGCAACCCCUCAAAGGACCCCCCAAUGCCAAAGCCCAAGCACAGAGACUGCAAAGCAUGCUGGGAGCAGGAGGUGGAGGUGGGGGGAUGGCGGCGGGUGGCUGGCCCCAGCAGCAAGGACAGGGUCUGCAGGCCUUGGGGGGAGGAGUCGGAAGGACUACAGGAGGGGGGGGAGGGGACAUGGUGGGGUUUAGCUCCGCCCAGGGUUAUGGGAUGCAGCCGGGUCAACCCCAGCGCAUGGCCAAGCAACACUUCCAGGGUCCGGGCCAGGGCAUGAGCCAGGGGAUGGAUCCCAGAGUGGGCAACCCAGCGGCAGGUAUGGGGGGCCCGAUGAUGGGCCCUCACAUGGGCGGUCAGCCAAGGACCAACCAGCCCCGGCCCAUGGUCAUGAACCAGGGAAUGAACCAGGGGGUGAUGGGCCAGGGGAUGACUGGGAUGGGGGGUUUCGGCCCGGGCCCUGGUGGGCCUGGGAUAGGGGCAGGAGGAGGAGGAGGUGGACCCUAUGGACCAGGGGGAGUCGGGGUUGGAGGUCAGCCACCGGGCUACCAGAGGACAGCCAAUCAGGACAUGUCAUCCUAUGGAUAUGGGGGCGGGCCCUCAGGGGGAGGAGCCUUUGGAUUGGGCGAUGGUUCAGGAGCGGAGCUGGACUCAAGCGAUGGUUGGAUGGACGAGUUUUUCCCAAACCAAUAGCCAAGGGGGAACCUGGAGAAGAGUUUUUACUGGAUGAACUAAAUGUCAGAGUCGGACAAAUGUUAAAAACCUGAGAAAGUAAAACAAAAAGGAAGACAUGAUGCAGACUGGCAUGUUAUUGUUUUGUAAAACAUGAGCAAGGUUAUACACGUGUUAUGUUUUGUGUGUGUGUGUGUGUGUGUGUGUGUGUGUGUGUGUGUGUGUGUGUGUGUGUGUGUGUGUGUGUGUGUGUGUGUGUGUGUGUGUGUGUGUGUGUGUGUGUGUGUGUGAGUGAGAGAAAUUGAGAGCGAUCAUUAAGUCUUGUGCAUAUUAAUGAAAAACCAUAAUAGAGAUUAAGAGGUGUGUUUCAUUCCUUUCCCUUUUUUCUCCGCAAAAUGAAUUGUUCUCAUGUUCCAGUGUUUGAAAGCGAGCCCCGUUUACACAGCAGCGCUUUGAGCCCAAGCUUCAGCGGGGUUGACUGAACACCGCAGACUGAUGAAGGGGAAGCAAGACUAGUUCUCAAGACAGCAAUUUAUUUGUGUUUGUGUGUUUGUGCCACCCAGCUCUGUGCUUCAGAUCUCUCAACUAUGUGAGGAGCUGAAGGGAGUAGAAAGCACUCUCAGCGCUCCCAUUUCCUCCCUUAGAUUUGUGCCCCCUAUAUACACACACAUGCACACACACAAAUCUGUCGCCUUGCACUCUCCCACUUUGUUCUCUCCACUUCAUCUCUCUCUCAUCCUGCCUUUCUCUCUCCUCCCGUCUCCCACCUUCUCUCCGGAGACUCGUUCCCCGCUCUCUAAGCUGUGAACGUCACAACAGAACAAACGAUGUUCCUCUAUUGUGCCACACAAGCGUAGUCUGCCCUCUAGUGCUUUUGCUACGCAACCAACCCGGGUGGCGUUUUUUUUGAGGGGGUUUCAUUUCCUGCGCGUGGCUGUGGAUGACGGGUAUGCAUGCAGAGAAGGACAAAGAGAGCAAAAAGGCAGAGGAGAGAGAGAAAAGGCAGCUAAAGCAAGCACACACACACACACACCACACACACACACACACACACACACACACACACACAAAUAAACAAACCGACAAACAAGCUUCAGCCUGGGAGGAUGAGCGGAUGUGUGAGAGGCAGCUAACGGAGCUAAUAUUCCUUUAAACUCCCUGCCUGUGUGACACAAACCACAUCACAAGCAAAACGAUCGCUGGGCACUGAAUGUAUUCAAGCACCACAAGUGACUUCUUCUUUUUAAGAAAGAAAAAAAAUUGAAAAGCCCACCCACAUGUUUCGUUUGUUGCCGUGUUUUAUCUCUAACAAUGAUGCUAGUUAUGUGUCUUUGUCGAUUUUAAAAGUGCAAAAAAAAAAAGGAAAAAAGUUCUUUAUUUUGUGUUGUCUUUUGAAAAAUCUGUUCCGUCGCAGCACAGCCUUCCCUUACAUUGUGACACCGCUGGUUGUCAAUCACCGUAGCCCUGCUUUCCACCGUGGCUUCUCUUGUACCGCAGCUAUAAAACGCCCUGGCUCCAAAACUAGAACGUAACUGUGCUAUACUGUAACACUACUGUGAAGAAAAACAAGUCGUCCCCUUCCAGCGCUUUUCUAGGAGAAUGAACCACUGCUACGCCUUGAGUUUGUUUUGUAAACGGUAGAGAAAUAGCUGAUUUAAGAGUGACAAUGCCAGUUAGCAUCCAUCAGUCAGUGCUUCCACUGCGGUCUCCCCUUCUCGGAGCUAACCCACGUAAACUUUAUUCGUCAUCAUCAACAAGCUCUCCACUCUUUUGCCCUAAUGGUUGAGUAAUAAAUAUGUGUCCGAUUUUUAGUCGUCAGAUAACACCUUACUCCUCUAACUGUUCUGUGGUAUUGGUUAAAAAGAAUGAAAUGAGAGCGUGUUUGUGCUUGCAUUACUUUGUAGUUAACGCAUCGAGAGUGAAAGUUUGGAGGACGACGCUGUAAUCAACAAACCAAAAAGCCUUCUUCUCUGUAAACUAGCUCCUCGCCAUCGACGCUGUUUGUUCUCAUGGCUGUUGACGUUGUAUAAUCCAAACCCUUUAAAUACAAACUUUUAACCGCCAUCGUCCUGUUAGCGUCGCUGCGUUUUGUAGCACCCAACAAAUGAGGUUCGGUUUUUGUCAGUUUUUCGGGGAGCGGAAGUCCUCCGUGUCACUGUGUGGAGUCUGAAGGGUCGGGGUUGUAGCCCUCCCCAGGUUCAUUAGGGGAGAUUAAAUAAAAGUUAAGUUCUUGGGUUGUUUGAGCCUUCCUCGUGCAGGAAAUGCAGUGCAGCGCUCACGGCUUCAAUGGCUCCGCUGCUCAAAGUCAGACGUGGAGGAGAUGUGUAGGAUAACACCUGAAGUUCACCACUCCAAACUCUAGGCAUGAAGAUAGAGCGACACUUCUAGGUCAGUGUUAAGAUAGAGACCUUUUUUUUUUGUCUUCUUCAAAGUAAGGGGUCAUGAGAUGGUUUGAAAGGAAGCUUCCUCCAAAUAUCAUUAUGUAUCGGGACCAAGUCUGUAGACAACAUUUUAACAAAAACUGUUGUUGUUGAUGUUCUUUGUUUUAUUUUAUUUGUUUUUUUACUGGUGCUGACAUAUAUGUGAUUAUGAGAAAAAGUAUAUAAAAGAUAAUGGCUAUUUGUAAAUAUGUUUUUACAGGUUUAAAUACAUCAGAUAAUACAGUCUCUACUCUGUAAAGAAUUUACUGUUUGUUGGAAAAUAGAGAAGUAUUUUUAUUUUGAAGUUUUUUGGUUUCACGUUUAACCCAUCUGAGCUAUGCCAUUGCACUUCAGACAAUGUCUUACUACUAAUUUGUAUUGUAAACCUCCUCUUUUUUUGGAAUUAUUUUUCAUUUGUUUGUUUUUUUUGUUUUGUUUCCAGUUUGAGAUUUGACUCUGUUCUUAAGCAGUGCUUAUUUCUUUUUAUCCUGUACAGAAUUCUGAAAUGUUAACAAAAGAGAAUUACAAACACCCUUUUUUUUCGUUUGUUUUUUCAAAAAGAUACAAUAAAGAGAGAAUGUUCUCGCUGAUCAUAUUAAACUAAA